Messenger RNA from Daldinia loculata, 1650 nucleotides. RefSeq lists its product as uncharacterized. The transcript has a single exon. Bases 426 to 1070 code for a protein of 214 amino acids. The record is from RefSeq and is a predicted model, not a curated record. NCBI's taxonomy places the organism in Eukaryota, Fungi, Ascomycota, Sordariomycetes, Xylariales, Hypoxylaceae.
CACCCCCACCCACAUGCGUUACGUCUAUGUACCUGUCACAAAUUCGAUCGACGCUACUUACAUGUACAUACCUACAUAGAGGUAGCUUGCAACACCAAAAGUCACAUUAUACGAUACCUAGAUCCAAACAACAUCUGCUAAGCUAGCAUUAUCAUAGGCAGAUUUACCUACUUCCAACCUCGCUCACUGGUUAUCUGCCGCUUAAAGCAUACAGCCACAUCCUAACCUAUUCAGAAACCGUUCCUAUACGCAAGCUAGCUAGCUACAUAGGUAGCCAGGCCCUACGUCGCUACCUAACUUCUCCUUACAUCAGGUAGCUUAGGUAGCUGCACCUAUCCAUAAGGGAAAAAAAAACUAAAAGGAGAAACAAAAGUCGUGCUACAGAAAGAUAUAAGGGGGGAAAAGAAGCAGCAGCAAACAACACAAUGGCCAACCUCCCCUCCCAACACCCACACCUCUCCCUACACCUAACCGACCGCUCCCUCACCCCCCUCAUAACCUCAGCACCGCGCUCCCCCUCGCGCCUCGAAGCCCUAACCUCGCUCUCCCACGCCGCCCUCAGCGCGCACGAAUCCGCCUUACGUCUGGGCUUAGGCGCCCCUCUACGCGUCAUGGUCGAGCACGCCGACUCGGGACCUAUAGUGCUACAAUCGUUCCUACGCGCCGACACCAGCCCCAGCCCAACUUCCACCACCACCACCACCAACGACACCAACAUCAACACCAACCCGCCUUCCACCUCCGCAUCCUCCUCCUCCACCGCCGCCGACCCCGACCCCAACCCCAACUCCGAGCCCACAAACGGCACCCCUAACAGCCCCACCAGCCCCGUCGACCGCCGUCUCCAACAACUCCAAUUCCCCGCCGACGCCGUCGACGGCGCCCCCGAGCCCGAAGACGCCAACACGCCACCCAUGCUAAUCAGCGUCGUCGUAGCCCCCAGCGCAGACGAAGCCCGUGACGCACGCCGCGCCGCGGCUAGACUCGAGCGCGUGGGUCGGGCGAUACAAGCGCAGUGGGCCGAGGUGCAGACGGCGCAGGACGAGGGGGCAGGCGAUGCUGGGGACUGAGAUGGAGGGGGAGGGAGAAGGUACGGGAAAUAAAUAAACAAAUAAAUAAGAACGAAAAGAAAAGAAAAAGAAAAAGAAAAAGAAAAAGAAAAGAACGAGGAAGGUGGAAGGGGAAGAAUACGGCGAUGAUAAGAGAGGAGGUAUCGAUCAGCUCGGCCAAGCGAGGAAGAGGAACUACUUUGUUCUCUGCCGGAGAGUCUGCCGCUGCGGCUUACUACGCGCACUGAAGCUUAUAGCAGUCCGAAGGAGUACUUUUGGGGUCGAAGGGGGUUAGUUAGAAGCGAGUGGAAGCAAACCCAGCAUAUGGCUAAGAGGACAGACCCAGAUUACUUGCAAUGGGAGAUCUACAUGGAUCAUGUAGACUAUCUGACUUGCGCGUUGCUUUCUACUAGGUUACGAGAGGUCAUCUCUAAAAGCAAUCCACGAGACAUCUCUACAUGGCUAUUCUUACCCAUGAUGUACCAAGAGUAUAAUUAUAGCUAGAUGUCGUAAAAUACUAUCAUCUACGAAUCCAAAUUGGAUUCCGAGAACGGAUCAUCUUGAACCGGUCCUUAUUCUAUUCUAAUACAUCACAUCGUAG